This is a messenger RNA of Pedinophyceae sp. YPF-701, 714 nucleotides long. The record is from the annotation of a GenBank genome assembly. NCBI's taxonomy places the organism in Eukaryota, Viridiplantae, Chlorophyta, Pedinophyceae.
AUGGAGCGACAGAAGCAGUUCCAGGAAGCCGGGCAGGCCAUCGAGCGGGACCGCAUCAAGGGCAUGACGGAGAACCUCGCGAAGUUCCGCGAGGCCCUCGAGUCGUUCGUCGCGCAGCACUCUGACGAGAUCCGCAGCAACGCGGCCUUCCGCGGCCACUUCCACGCGCUGUGCGCGCACGCGGGCGUCGACCCCCUCGCCUCCCGCAAGACCGCCUGGUCCAAGCUCCUCGGCCUAGGCGACUAUUACUACGAGCUCGGGCUGCAGAUCAUCGAGUUCUGUCUGGCGACGCGGCCGCUGAACGGGGGCCUCGUGGCACUCGAUGACGUGCUGGCGGCGCUGCGCCGCCGCCGGGGGCGCGCGGCGCGGGACGAGGUGGGGAAGGAGGACGUCCGGCUCGCGCUCCGGCGGCUCCGGGAGCUGCACGGGGGCUACGAGGUCACCGCGAUCGGGGGGAGGGAGUUUUUGCGGUCAGUCCCCGAGGGGGUGUCCGCGGACCUGACCGCGGCGAUCGACUCGUGCCGCGAGGACGGGUACACGAGCGUCGCGGCGCUGUGCCGCGAGCUCGGCUGGGAGGAGUACCGCGCGGAGGACGUGUUGCGCGCCACGCUGCGAGACGGCCUGGCGAUGCUCGACGAGGGCGCGCCGGACGGAGAGCGGCUGUACUGGUUCCCGUCGCUCUUCCCGGGGCUGCAGGUGGGCGGCGGCGGGUAG